AUGUCGACGUCAAAUGGCUUCGCGCCAGUCGACGCCGUCAAACUUGCAAGCAACAAUGACGGCAAAAGGGUUGCUUACUUCUACGACUCUGAUGUCGGCAACUUCGCAUAUGUUAGUGGUCAUCCAAUGAAGCCUCACAGAAUACGACUGGCUCAUUCGCUGGUCAUGAACUAUGGCCUCUACAAGAAAAUGGAGAUCUACCGUGCGAAGCCAGCAUCGAAGUAUGAGAUGACUCAGUUUCACACCGACGAGUACAUUGACUUCCUCGCCAAAGUGACACCAGACAACAUGGAGUCCUAUCAGAAGGAACAGCAAAAGUACAAUGUCGGCGACGAUUGUCCUGUCUUUGAUGGCUUGUUCGACUUCUGUGGCAUCAGUGCUGGAGGAUCGAUGGAAGGUGCGGCACGGCUGAAUCGGAAGAAAGCUGACAUCGCCAUCAACUGGGCAGGUGGCCUCCACCACGCCAAGAAAUCUGAAGCUUCUGGGUUCUGCUAUGUCAACGACAUCGUCCUUGGCAUUAUUGAACUUCUUCGCUUCCACAAGAGGGUUCUCUACAUCGAUAUUGAUGUUCAUCACGGUGACGGUGUCGAAGAGGCAUUCUACACCACCGACAGAGUGAUGACUGUUUCAUUCCACAAGUACGGCGAGUACUUCCCAGGCACUGGCGAACUCCGCGACAUCGGUGUUGGCUCUGGCAAAUACUAUUCAGUCAACUUCCCACUGCGCGAUGGCAUCGACGACUCAUCCUACAAAGGCAUUUUCGAACCUGUCAUCAAAGCCACCAUGGACUUCUACCAGCCAUCCGCCGUCGUCCUACAAUGUGGCGGUGACAGUCUGUCAGGCGACCGUCUGGGCUGCUUCAAUCUCAGCAUGAAAGGCCAUGCCAACUGCGUCAACUAUGUCAAAUCAUUCAACCUCCCCACACUCAUCCUUGGUGGCGGUGGCUACACCAUGCGGAACGUCUCACGCACCUGGGCUUACGAAACUGGUUGCCUUGUUGGUCAGAACAUGCAGGCUAACCUCCCAUACAAUGACUACUACGAAUACUACGCGCCCGACUACGAGCUCGAUGUUCGCCCCUCUAACAUGGACAAUGCGAACUCGCGCGAGUACCUGGAAAAGAUUCUAUCGCAAGUCCUCGAAAACAUGAGGCGCACCAUGAACGCCCCUUCAGUACAAAUGACCGACAUCCCACGCGAGUCGCUCGGCAUUAACGACGACGAAGACGCCGCACUAGAUGAUCUAGACGAGGAUAUGAACGCCGACAAGCGAAUCUCAGACCGACAGCGAGACGCUCACGUCGACAAAGAAGGCGAGCUUUACGACUCCGAAGACGAGAUCAUGGCCGACGGCACUAACGGCCGUUCACCUCCAGGCAGAGACAUGGAACGGGCCCGCUUAAACUAUCGCGACAUAAGAGACCCGGAAAAUGGCAAUGGCGGCGAUUCAGGUGUCGAUACAGGAGGCAGCCAGCCAGACACAGAUGUCAGCAUGGCAGACGACGUCGCUGCUGAAGCCGCUGAUAUCCUUUCGCCUGGUCUACCGGCAGCCGCUCCAGCCGAAGGUGAGACGGAAGCCGCUGCGGCGGAGGUGAAGCAGGAGGCCGACACGGUGGCAGACGAAGGCCUGCUGGAGAAGGAGGUUGCCAACGCGCAGGGCGAAGCUGCUGCAGCUGCUGCGGAGUUGACGGAAGAGGCAGAAGCUAAGCUACCAGACUAG
Cyphellophora attinorum is the source of this 1719-nucleotide messenger RNA. RefSeq names its product Histone deacetylase RPD3. Bases 1 to 1719 code for a protein of 572 amino acids. NCBI's taxonomy places the organism in Eukaryota, Fungi, Ascomycota, Eurotiomycetes, Chaetothyriales, Cyphellophoraceae. The transcript has a single exon. Gene Ontology annotation, molecular function: histone deacetylase activity. The record is from RefSeq and is a predicted model, not a curated record.